Aspergillus niger is the source of this 321-nucleotide messenger RNA. RefSeq lists its product as hypothetical. The transcript is spliced from 5 exons. Bases 1 to 321 code for a protein of 106 amino acids. The record is from RefSeq and is a predicted model, not a curated record. NCBI's taxonomy places the organism in Eukaryota, Fungi, Ascomycota, Eurotiomycetes, Eurotiales, Aspergillaceae.
AUGGGAUGGAGACGCGACACGGUCGGGAGUAAGCGCCAGAGACAAGAGGAGUGGGGUGGAGAAGUUGGGGGCGAAGACAGCGGUCAGUUUUGUCUACUUUACUUUGCGUUUACUAGUGAGGGAGAGGAAGGAGGAGGAGGGUUGAUUGACAUGAAUGACGAUGAUGGAUCUCGUGUUGGGGAUGUACUAGCCAGCGAGACCGAGAAGGAGAAUCGAGAGAGUCUAGAUGGAUGGGCUGUGGGGAUGGGAUGGAAAAAAGGCUGCGGGGGGGCAUCUUUGUUGUGGAUGUGGAUGUACAUGACAGGAUAUGAUAUGAUAUGA